AUGGCGCCUCACGGAGUUCCGCUUGGCAGCCUCAAGGAGUGUCUCCAGUUCCUGGAGUGGUUGAAAAGGUAUGAGGCUAUGCAGGACAAGGUGGCCAGAGAACUGCAUGGGCGUAUCAAGCAAUAUUUUCAAGAGAGUAAAGAUAUUUUCAACCUAGAAAACGUUAAGCUUGGCUUGACCGCUUUCCUCGGCCACGUGUCAGCGUUCUACACGAGGUUAUGCGAAGACCCAGCGCCUGGCAGUUAUACAGGAAAAAACCCUAAUGACAUCGUAGAUGCCCUUCUGGAAUGCCUCUCCAAGUUCCUUGCUGCCAUAUACUUUCUGGAGUACUGCGUAUAUCACAGUUACGAGAGACUUGGGGGCGGUGGUUGGAAACAGAACUGGCCUGCGUGGAAUGAUAGUCGGUGGGGAGGCCAUCUUGGUAAAUAUCUCUACGCUGACUCCGGCGACGAAACACACGGCGUAAUACCAGGGGGGUUCACUUACGGCGAUGUGAGUUAUUAUACACUUGGGCGGUCUUACUACCAAGGUUCCUAUAUGGUUUUCGACCUACAAAAAAUUUUGAGCAAACAGAAUUACAAUUUCUUCCGCAGCGUGUUUGUCACUUCCGUCAUUGGAGAUGCGGCCAACCGUAAAGAGAACGCCGCGAACGCUCUCUCGUUGAUCAGAACGUUCUGCGAUAUUGUAGGAGAAGCAGACCCAGCGACCGGCGGAAGCUUGAUAAGAGCAUUAGAUGCCGGCUUAAAAGAACAUGUGAAAUCCGAUCAAACCAUAUGCUGGAAAGAAUUGAGAGAACAUUGCGCUAAGCUUAAGAAUAAAUUGUUUGACAAACUUUUCAAAAAGGAUGAACGCUUUGACUUUACCGGACAGGCGACGCAACUUAAAAACCUCAAGAGAGAGGACUUGGCGAAGGCAACUGCGAAAUGGUUGAGAGAGAAGCUGACUCUAGUGCGGGGGAAAUUGAGGGAAAUUAGGACAGAUGACAAUGCCGUCACCAAUCCCGAUAAGUACAACCUUGGCAAAUAUUUUACCGACAAUCUCUUCCCUUUUGGUUUCAGAUUAGAUGUAAAUAAGCGUUUUAUAAUGUCGUCAAUGGAUGUAAAGAAUUUGAUGACGGAUUGGCGUGAGGCGAUCGAUGAGUUUAAUAAAAAGAAUGACAACGAUCUGGAUAGGCUUAAAGAAAUUUUGAGUGGAACGUAUCAAGGAGUAUGUCAAAAGCUUCCGCCACCUAAAAAGCCUGAGCCCCCGCCUGCCAAGGUUCCUGAAGCCCCCAAGGAAGUUGUGCCGGAGAAGAAAGUUGCCGUUCCGAAAAAGCCAGAGGUCCCGCCUGCCAAGGUUCCUGGAUCCGAGCCGGCGAUGACUGUCCCCACCAAAACAGAGGCCGCAAAACCUGUGGUCACCAAGGCCGAGGCGGCAAAGCCGACUGCCACUAAAACAGAAGGGAAUCAAAAUCAAGGCAAGAAAGCGGAGGGAGCACAGAACCAGGGCAAGAAAAGUGAGGGAGCACAGAACCAAGGCAAGAAGGGUGAGGGAACUCCAACUCCUUUGUCUCCAAAUCAGAAUAAUGGUCAAAGUGAAUCAAAGUCUCCACCUUUAUCAGAUGUAAAGGCUCUUGCUUCAGCUCCGUCUCCCGGUACUUCAGGAGGUCAAGUACCGCCAGGGCCUACUGGUCCAGUGGAUCUGGCGUCUUCUUCGACUCAAGAUACAUCAAGUAAUCAAGGUGUUAAAGUUCAAACUCCUAGUCAACCUCCACAUCAACUCCCUCCAGGGCCUCCCUCUCCACCGCCUACUCCCCCUCAAGUCCCUGCGAUCACUCAGCGUCCGAAUGUUUCAGGUCCAGGCCCUGGGUCAACUGUCGAUCAGGGGAUUGGGCAAGAUGCUGGGAAAGUUGUUACUCAACUAAUAAGUCAACCCUCCGAUCCUAGUCCAAGCAGCGUCAGUACUGCGCCGGCUGACACGGCGCCUGGUGGAGGUGGGAGCGGAUGA
This is a messenger RNA of Babesia ovata, 1986 nucleotides long. RefSeq names its product Ribosome-binding protein 1, putative. Lineage: Eukaryota; Apicomplexa; Aconoidasida; Piroplasmida; Babesiidae. The record is from RefSeq and is a predicted model, not a curated record. The transcript has a single exon. The coding region runs from base 1 to 1986 and encodes 661 amino acids.